AUGUUCACGGUAUUCAAGACUUCGGGAAUAGAAGGAAGUUAUUCUGUUUCUUCAAAUCCCCUAUUUGUUUGUGAUGACUGCUGGACAAUAUAUCCUGCCAAGCAUAGAACUACUAAGAAGAAGGCUUCUGUAUGGCAGUUCAAUAAACGAGAUUAUGAGAGUCGACUAGCCCACGAUGGUGUGAUAAAUCGUUCCAACAGAGAUCUUGUGAUGUCCGAUAUCUACAGUAACUUGAAGAAAUACAUCUCCAACCUUUCCAAACUCAAGCAUCCCAACUUCCUUACGGUGAUCGAACCACUUGAAGACCACAAGAAUAGACUACUCUUCGUCACUGAAUAUGUCGUCAAUAGUCUUGUCACCUUGGAUAAAUCCACCCUUGAUGAAAUUAUAGUUACAAAAGGUCUACUUCAGGUUGCUACCGGACUUAAGUUCCUCCAUCAAAGCAUCUCAACUGUGCAUCUCAACAUAAACCCGAAUUCUAUUCUUCUCACCGAGAACUUUGACUGGAAAAUCUCCGGACUUCAAUUUAUAAGGGCCUUGGUGAAUGAUACAGUGGCCGAGAAGUUUGUUGAUCCUCAGGAUUCACGAAUGCCGCAGUUUCUAAGCCUUGACUUCAGAUUCUGCUCUCCAAACUUACUUCUGAAUCAUAAUGUUGAUUACAUAGACGACUUGUUUUCAUUGGCCUGUCUAAUCUUCUAUCUAUUCGACGAUGGGUCGUCUCUUAUUAGGUGCGAUAGUUCAAGUCUUUUGGAUUAUGAGCGUUCGUUCAAUCGGAUAAAACAGCUUCUAUCCUCUGUUCAAUCUACUGGCAACCUUGAUCAUCCGUUCUUUCAGAGAAUACCCACCAAUUACAAGCAGGUGUUUUUUUCGUUGAUUCAGAAGACCCAACAGUCCAAUAAAGACGUCAUACAGCUCCACAAACCGUUUAGUGUAGACGAUUUCAUCAAUUCCUCGAUCUUUAACAACGAUCUUAUUAGAAUUCUCAACGUUGUCGACGAAUUCCAGGCUCUUCCUAAUUCUGACAGAGUUCAAUUCUUGUCAGGACUUCGAAAUCAGAUCAACAGCUUCCCUAAGGCUCUACUUAUCAAUAAGUUUAUCCCCAUUCUUUGCCAGGCUGUUGAUCCUUAUUUGGAAACCGCCAAGAAACUUCAGACUGACGAUGAACAGAUCAUUUCUCUAAGCAUCGAGAAUUUACUUCUAUUGAGUAAGACAUUGUCCCAGCUCACCUUCACCGAUAAGGUGUUUCCGGUGCUAAAUCGUUGCCUAGAAUCAUUGGAUCUGAACUCCGUUAAGUCCUUGAUAAUUACUCAUUUGGACAUUGUCAAGUCGAAACUUGGUGUUACCGAUCCUCAUCAAGGCAUGAAAUCAAAGCACUAUCAGAACUUUCAAAAGUUGCUUCUGCAGCUUUUUGAUAAAUCGAUCUCACAUGGCUCAAGUGCUCUUCCAUCCUCUAUAAAGCUUCAGGAAACUCUUUUGGAUAACUUGAAGAUGUUUUUGGACUACCAAUCGUACUCUACUAUUACUAAUAGGCUGUUUCCAGCCAUCAGUGACUUGUUUAGUACUACUACUUCCCUUAAAGUGAAAGUCCUAACUAUUCAAGCAUUUAUCUUGAUGAUCAAUGGAAUGGAGGAGAAAAACUUGGAUAACUAUAUCAUUAUAGAAAAGAUAUUACCAUUGAUUCGAAAGACCCAAGAAUCGAAUCUUAAGAAUGCUGAUUUGCUUGCCAACCUGGUGAAAUUGUAUGUGCAUCUCUUCAGAAAGUUACGAGCUGCUACCGGAAAGCUUUCUAUUGGUGGCAACGAGGUUCAAGUCAGCGAUUUGAUUUUGGAGGGGGUCUAUUUCGAGGUUUGGAAGCUAUCUAAAUUUGUAAUGGCCGGAGACGAAUUGAAGGAGAUUUUUCGGUUGCUUACAGAGAUCGACGGGUAUUUGAGAGGGUUGAUAAAGGUAAGAGUAGGAAGUAUUCCCCAGAUCAAGCAGGCGCUGCAGGAGCCGCAGGAGCCGCAGGAGACGCUGCAAACGCUGCAAACGCUGCAAACGCUGCAAACGCUGGAGCCCAGAACGCCAGCACACAGAACGCCCAAAAUGGCUCCUCUUCACCUUGAAAAAACACCAAAUGUACGCUUUGGUGCCACUACCAACGCCUCAUCCUUUCAUCCAAUCAUAAAAGCACCUCAAGGGACAUCUUUCAUGCAGCCAAUGAAAGCCACUAGAAUUGGUUCUUCUGUUACACCACCUACCCUUUCGUCUAAUAUAGACUGGAAAGCCAAUGGGAACAAUAACUCACUUUUCCAACCUAUCAAACCGACGAAAAAGCUCUAUAAUGGACUCUCUAGAUAA
This is a messenger RNA of Brettanomyces nanus, 2337 nucleotides long. RefSeq lists its product as uncharacterized. Gene Ontology annotation, molecular function: ATP binding; protein kinase activity. The transcript has a single exon. The record is from RefSeq and is a predicted model, not a curated record. Gene Ontology annotation, biological process: protein phosphorylation. Bases 1 to 2337 code for a protein of 778 amino acids. Lineage: Eukaryota; Fungi; Ascomycota; Pichiomycetes; Pichiales; Pichiaceae.